AUGAGGCCUCCCCUUACUGGCGGACGUGGUGGCGGUGGAUUCAGAGGUGGAAGAGAUGGUGGCGGUGGAUUCAGAGGUGGACGAGAUGGAGGCGGCGGAGGAUUUAGGGGUGGAAGAGGUUUCGGUGGAGGGCGUGGAGGAAGUGCGAUGAGAGGACGCGGCGGAGGACGUGGUGACCGAGGUCGUGGUGGUGGACGCGGCGGAAGAGGAGGAGGACGUGGAGGAAUGAAGGGAGGAAGCAAAGUGAUUGUGGAGCCACACAGACACGCCGGAGUGUUCAUUGCCAAGGGUAAAGAAGACGCUCUUGUCACUAAGAACUUGGUUCCUGGUGAAGCCGUUUACAACGAGAAGAGAAUCUCUGUUCAGAACGAAGAUGGAACUAAGAUUGAAUACAGAGUUUGGAACCCCUUUAGAUCCAAGCUAGCUGCUGCUAUUCUCGGUGGUGUUGAUAACAUUUGGAUCAAACCCGGUGCCAAAGUUCUUUACCUUGGAGCUGCUUCUGGAACAACUGUUUCUCAUGUCUCUGAUCUUGUUGGACCUGACGGAUGUGUUUAUGCCGUUGAGUUUUCUCAUAGAAGUGGUAGAGAUUUGGUGAACAUGGCGAAGAAGAGGACUAAUGUUAUACCAAUCAUUGAAGAUGCUAGACACCCUGCAAAGUACAGAAUGCUUGUGAGCAUGGUUGAUGUUAUAUUCUCUGAUGUUGCUCAACCUGAUCAGGCAAGAAUCGUAGCUCUGAAUGCCUCGUUUUUCCUCAAAACUGGAGGACACUUUGUUAUCUCAAUCAAGGCGAACUGUAUAGACUCUACGGUUCCAGCAGAAGCAGUGUUCCAGAGCGAGGUGAAGAAGCUGCAGCAGGAGCAGUUUAGGCCAGCAGAACAAGUGACUCUUGAGCCGUUUGAGCGUGACCAUGCCUGUGUUGUUGGCAGCUACCGUGCGCCCAAGAAACAAAAGGCUGCUGCUACAUAG
This is a messenger RNA of Microthlaspi erraticum, 966 nucleotides long. The record is from the annotation of a GenBank genome assembly. NCBI's taxonomy places the organism in Eukaryota, Viridiplantae, Streptophyta, Magnoliopsida, Brassicales, Brassicaceae.